GAAUAUAAGGGAACUUAUUGGUGAGAAAGCUGUAGACCAACUUAACACUGAAUCCAUUUCUUUUCCAAGACCGGAAAAAUAUUACACUAACAGGAACCACUUCUCUCCAUCUCAUUCAGAUAAGAAUUCAAGCUUUGACAUUGUUAACCACAGACGAAUUGGAGCCUGGUGCUGAAAGGAGGUGUUCUGCAACGAUUGUUUGCUUGUCUAAAGUUUACUUCUAUAAGAGGUAAUCUGAAAAAUGACAGGGGCAAAGAGGAAAAAGAAAAGUGUGCUCUGGAACAAGAUGCAUAUCCCCCAUUGUGAAGACUUUAAACAGUGGUGUAUAAGGCGGCUACCUAUUUUGGAAUGGGCGCCACAUUACAAUCUGAAAGAAAACUUGCUUCCAGAUACCGUGUCUGGGAUAAUGUUGGCAAUUCAACAGGUGACACAAGGGUUGGCUUUUGCCAUUCUUUCAUCUGUGCACCCAGUGUUUGGUUUAUAUGGGUCUCUGUUUCCUGCCAUCAUUUAUGCCAUAUUUGGAAUGGGACGUCAUGUUGCCACAGGCACUUUUGCCUUGACAUCCCUAAUAUCAGCCAACGCAGUGGAACGUCUUGUCCUUGCAAGUAGCCAGAACCUCACCACACAGAGUAACACAAGCGUGCUGGGUUUAUCUGACUUUGAGAUGCAAAGGAUUGGUAUCGCUGCAGCUGUUUCCUUCUUAGGAGGUUUGAUUCAGGUGGCUAUCUUUGUGCUACAACUGGGCAGUGCUACAUUUCUGCUUACGGAGCCUGUGAUCAGUGCGAUGACAACUGGGGCUGCCACACAUGUCAUGACUUCACAAGUCAAGUGUCUCUUGGGAAUGAAAAUGCCCUAUAUAUCUGGAUCAUUUGGAUUCUUUUAUAUUUAUGUAUAUGUCUUUGAAAACAUCAAGUCUGUUAGACUGGAAGCACUACUCUUAUCCUUGCUGAGCAUUGUGGUGCUUGUUCUGGUUAAAGAAUUGAAUGAACAGUUUAAAAGGAAAAUUAAAGUUGUUCUUCCUGUCGAUUUAAUUUUGAUUAUUGCUGCAUCAUUUGCUUGCUAUUGUACCGAUAUGGAAAACACAUAUGGAUUAGAAGUAAUUGGUCAUAUUCCAAAAGGAAUUCCUCCACCUAAAGCUCCUUCAAUGAAUGUCCUCUCUGCAGUAAUCACAGAAGCUUUGGGAGUGGCACUUGUAGGCUAUGUGGCUUCACUGGCUCUUGCUCAAGGAUCUGCCAAAAAAUUCAAAUAUUCAGUUGAUGAUAACCAGGAACUGUUGGCUCAUGGCCUCAGCAAUGUGAUUUCUUCAUUUUUCUUCUGCAUACCAAGCGCUGCUGCCAUGGGAAGGACUGCUGGACUAUACAGCACAGGAGCAAAGACACAGGUGGCUUGUCUAAUAUCUUGCAUUUUCGUCCUGAUGGUCAUUUAUGCAAUAGGACCUUUGCUUUACUGGCUGCCCAUGUGUGUUCUUGCAAGUAUUAUUGUCGUGGGACUGAAGGGAAUGUUAAUACAGUUUCGGGAUUUAAAAAAAUAUUGGAAUGUGGAUAAAAUCGAUUGGGGCAUAUGGGUCAGUACAUAUGUAUUUACAAUAUGUUUUGCUGCCAAUGUGGGACUGCUGUUUGGUGUUGUCUGUACCACAGCUAUUGUGAUUGGUCGCUUCCCAAAAGCAAAGACUCUGAGUAUAAAAAACAUGAAAGAAAUGGAAUUUAAAGUGAAGACAGAAAUGAAUAGCGAGAAUCUGCAGCAGGUGACAAUUAUCUCAAUAAACAACCCACUUGUUUUUCUGAACGCAAAGAAGUUUUAUACUGAUCUAAUGAACAUAAUCCAAAAAGAAAAUUCCAGCAACCAGCCACUUGAUGAUAUCAGCAAGACUGAACAAAACAUAUUGCUCAAUUCUCUAUCCAAUGGCAAUUGCAAUGAAGACAUUUCACAGCCCUGCUCAAAUGAGAAGUGUAAUAUAAUCCUGGAUUGCAGUGGAUUGACCUUUUUUGACUAUUCUGGAGUCUCCAUGCUUGUCGAGGCUUACAUAGACUGUAUCAGCAGGAGUGUGGAUGUAUCAUUAACCCAUUGCACAGCUUCCUUGAUAAAAGCAAUGAAGUACUGUGGAAACCUAGACUCAGAGAAACCAAUUUUUUUUGAAUCGGUAUCUGCUGCAAUAGGUAACAUCCAUUCAAAUAAGAAUUUGAGCAAACUCAAUGACCAGAGUGAAGUCUGAGACCGUUUUGCCAUGGUGCGGCUCUUGUCUUUAGCAACUGCCCUGAAGAGGACAUACUCUAGCAUUUUGAACAACCUUUUAUUAUUAUUAUUAUUUUUUUUGCUUAAAUCUAUUGAUGACUUCUACUACAACAAAUAUGAUGUGACCUAAUCAUAGAGCCUCUGGUCAAGAUUUGCUAACAAUUUUUUUUCUAAUUUUUGUUAGUAAACAGAUUCAUAGUAGGUUAUUGUAUAGUCAUUUCACAAAAAUUGAUAUGCAUUAGUUUUAGCAUACUGAAAGCUUAAACAUAAAUUUAUUUGCUUUUACCAGAGUAUUUUGUGUUGUUUUAUUUCAGUUUUGUAGUAAGUUAAUUUGUAAGACUGAGAAACACUUUGUCAGAAGGGAUUUAGAACAUUUGCAAGCCAUUUGUAAAAAUUCAGAAUCAUCUGUAACUAAUACAAGGGCAAAUGUGACAUUUUCCCUUACCAAAUAACAAAGCCAUUAAACAUCAAUAAGUUAAAUGUUAUUUUAUAUAAUAUGAUAUGAAAGUCACAAAAAAUAAUUCAAACAAAAAUACAUGACAAACUAGGAGUCAUUGCUCUCCAUAUAUUUCCAUGCAUGGAAGUUUUCAGAAAUGUUUUCAAGAUAUCUGGUAUCCCAAUGAAACCAAGUUCUUGACAUUAGUCUGUUUUACUGUGAAUAUUGGAAAUGCUUAGAACAUUCAGAACUGAUAGCCCUAAUCUCCACAUCCCCACCCCAUGAAAGUCUCUGUUUUCAGCUUAAUUUUUUGGAGCUAGAGGAUGAGGAAGUUAUACAUUUUAUAUUUUUUCACAAACAUGAUUUUUCGAUAAGAAAA
Molecule: messenger RNA, 3047 nt
Organism: Pteropus alecto (black flying fox)
Lineage: Eukaryota; Metazoa; Chordata; Mammalia; Chiroptera; Pteropodidae
Gene: SLC26A7
Product: solute carrier family 26 member 7
Exons: 19
Coding region: 242-2212 (656 amino acids)
Biological process (GO): transmembrane transport
Cellular component (GO): membrane
Molecular function (GO): sulfate transmembrane transporter activity; oxalate transmembrane transporter activity; bicarbonate transmembrane transporter activity
Source: RefSeq, a predicted model, not a curated record